GCAGUGAUGAGAUGAUCAGUCUCAGGUGUGUCUGAAAACUGGCUUCUGGCAUCCACAGCUUUACCUGCAAAACAGACACACCAAAUCCAUAACAAAUGUUUGCAUUAUUUCUACAACCACACCCUCCAACCCUAAGGUGCACCAAUCCUGUGUCCUGCAAACAGGACACAGGAAAAAAAAAAGAAACCAAAAAAAGAAAACUGCUUAACUGUCAGAAGUCUGCACACUUCUAGGAGACAUUUAGUUUUGCUGGAUGUGAUUAAUUGAGAAGUGGAUUUACUCUGAAGUCAGGCUGAAACUGAUGCAUGUCCAGCAUAAUGAUCACCCUCAAGAUGUUCCUUUUUCUGCUGUCUGUUGCUGCCAUUUGGUUUUUUAUAAGUCAACAAUUCCUUGCAGCUGACUGGCUGCAGUUUCAGGAUCAAAGGUUGUGUGCUUGUGAGAAAUGUUUAUUGGAAGAUCCACUGUUGCUUAACAGUAGUUUUAACAGUUCUGUUGAGCCAUUUUUGUGUGCAGAGCACAACCUCACUGAGGAUGCUUUCUACUGGUGGAAGGAAAUACAGCUUGAAGAGCGUAACUUCAGUGUCUAUGAAGCAACAGUGAAGAAGAUAUUUGAAAUAAUUCCACCCAGACCAGAUCUUCCAGAACCCAGACCUGAUCGCUGCCGGACUUGUGCAGUUGUGGGGAAUUCUGUUAACCUGAAAAGAUCUCAUUAUGGACCUCUGAUAGAUUACCAAGAUGUCGUCAUAAGGGUGAAUGCUGCUCCCAUCAAAGGCUAUGAAGCAGAUGUUGGGAAUAGAACGACCCAUCAUGUCAUGUAUCCAGAGAGUGCUGUGGAUUUAGAUAACACUACUCAUCUUGUUCUGUUUCCAUUCAAAAUAUCUGAUCUUAUGUGGCUCAUCAAGGCAUUCACAACAGGAUUUUCUGGAGUGUCAUAUGCACCUAUAAAAUCCAAAGUACAAGCUAACAAGGAUUUGGUGAUGGUGCUCAGUCCGGCUUUCAUGAAGUACAUUCAUGACAUGUGGCUGGAAAAGGAGGGCAGCUAUCCAUCCACUGGCUUUAUGGCUUUAAUUCUAGCACUCCACAUUUGUGAUGAGGUCCAUGUGUUUGGUUUUGGAGCAGACAGCAAAGGAAGAUGGAGCCAUUACUGGGAAAAACUUAAAGACAAAGAGUUUAAAACUGGACCACAUUCUGGACAUCAUGAGUAUAAUGUCAUCCAGCAGUUAGCUGAGAACAAAAUAAUCACAUUUUAUAAAGGACAGUGAUGGUUGUGUAAUAUAAAACUGAUGUGUGUGUGUGUGUAUAUAAGACAAGUUUAAAAAUGAUUAAGUUUAAAAAACUGUCCCUAUUAGUGCACAUUGCCUUCAGAUCGUUGUAGCAUUUCACAUUUCCACAUUUCCUAGACCCUUCAUUAUUUCCUCAAUAGAAAAUAACACGAGUGAGACCUAGAGAAUGCUUCUCAGUGUAAGCUUUAACUAAUAUAAUGCAAAAAUUAUUGGUCAUUUCCUUUUAAUAAAAUACUGUGACAUGA
Melanotaenia boesemani (Boeseman's rainbowfish) is the source of this 1528-nucleotide messenger RNA. Its product is annotated as CMP-N-acetylneuraminate-beta-galactosamide-alpha-2,3-sialyltransferase 1-like. Bases 306 to 1262 code for a protein of 318 amino acids. Gene Ontology annotation, molecular function: beta-galactoside (CMP) alpha-2,3-sialyltransferase activity. The transcript is spliced from 7 exons. The record is from RefSeq and is a predicted model, not a curated record. Lineage: Eukaryota; Metazoa; Chordata; Actinopteri; Atheriniformes; Melanotaeniidae.